Oryzias latipes (Japanese medaka) is the source of this 2039-nucleotide messenger RNA. It is a transcript of the gene minpp1b, whose product is annotated as multiple inositol-polyphosphate phosphatase 1b. Gene Ontology annotation, molecular function: inositol phosphate phosphatase activity; acid phosphatase activity. NCBI's taxonomy places the organism in Eukaryota, Metazoa, Chordata, Actinopteri, Beloniformes, Adrianichthyidae. The record is from RefSeq and is a predicted model, not a curated record.
AAGGUGAAAGCGCGGAGGGAUAUCUUCAGACGAUCCAAACCGGAACCUGCUGGACCACCGGGCGUCUUUUGCUAUAAUUCUUUUGAUUUAUUGACGUAAACGAUGGCGGAGGUGAGGUCUCCUGGACCGGUUCUGUUCGGCUGCUGAAGGGCGGGAAGCUCGGAGUUCACCUGAACCCGGAACUCCGGCACGUAAAUCACUCCCGGCUCUUCGUUGUAGCAGCCGGCAUGUUCCGCGUGUCUGCGCCUGGGCAGCGGCGUCUGUUGGCGGGUCUGAGCCUGGUCCUGGCCCGUCUGUGCUGCUGCUCUGCGGCGGCUGCCAACGUCCCGAACAUCGCCGUCUACUUCGGAACCAAGACCCGCUACGAGGAGGUGAACCGGCACCUCCUGCGCGACGUUCUGGCGGUAAACGCGUCCGUCCUGAAGCCCCCGCCGACCGAGCGCUGCUCUCCGGUCCAUCUGACCGCCGUCAUACGGCACGGCAGCCGGUACCCGACCGUGAAGAACGUCCGCAGGAUCAACAGGCUGAGCGAACUGGUCCGGACCGAGGCUUCCCGAGCCCCGGGCGGCUGGCUGCUGGACCUCCAGAGCCGCUGGGAGACGUGGUACACCGAGGACAUGGAUGGUCAGCUGGUGACGAAGGGCAGGGAGGAGCUCCAGCAGCUGGCGCGGCGUCUGGCCUCCUUGUUUCCGUCUCUGCUGUCGGAGGAGAACGUGAGGAAGAGGAGGGUGAGCUUCGUGAGCAGCUCCAAGCAUCGCUGUGUGAGCAGCGUGGAGGCGUUUCAGGAGGGGCUGUGGCAGCACUGGGGUCCCAGCGGUGAGACUCCGGCCUACAGCCACCGGGUGGAGGACGAGCUGAUGCGCUUCUUUGAGCGUUGCCGUGGUUUCGUGGAGGGUGUGGAGAACAACCGGACGGCGCUGCUGGAGGUGGAGAAGUUCAAACACGGGGAGCAGAUGGAGGCCGUGAGGAGGAGGAUUGCCGAGAUGUUGGGACUCCCGUUCCAUCGACUCACACCAGACCUGCUGGAGGCGGCCUUCUUCUUGUGCUCGUACGAGCUGUCCAUCAAGUCCCUCCACUCGCCGUGGUGCUUCCUGUUCAGCGAGACUGACGCCAAGGUUCUGGAGUACAAGUCGGACCUGAAGCAGUACUGGAAGCGCUCUCACGGUCACGCCAUCAGCAGCCUGGCCAGCUGUCCUCUCUUCCACCAUGUCUUCAGGACGCUGGACAAGGCGGGCCGUCCUCGCAGGUCCACAGAAGCGGCUCCAGAACCGGCCUCCAUCCUGGUGGGACACGCCGAGACGCUGCUUCCCCUUCUUUCUCUGCUGGGGUUGUAUAAGGACGAGACUCCGCCCACUGCCAGCAACUACCAAUCACAGCAUGGCAGAACCUUCCGGACCAGCCGCAUCGUCCCGUACGCCGCCAACCUGCUCUUCGUUCUUUACGACUGCCAGCGCGGGCCGCGCCUGCAGAUGCUGCUGAACGAGACGCCGCUGAGGUUCCCCGACCUGCCGGAGGACGCGCCGCUGUACCGCGACGUCCGGGCCGCCUACCGCCACCUGCUGGACGGCUGCGACUUUCACACGGAGUGCGAGGGGAGAGCCGGCGGGCGCGGGCCCAGCACCGAGCUCUGACGCCAAAGAACCUGCUGACCAGGUGUUCAGCUCUGAUCAGGCUCCGCCCCCCACGCUGAAGCAACGCCAACAUCUGAGUUCAGCGGCGACUCUCAGGGUGUCAUGCUGCUCCGUCCUGAACCGGGCAGGACAGGAAGAACACUUUCAAAGUAAAAGCCUUUAUCGCAGGGAUCAAUGUUUGGUGUGAAGGAACCGACGAGCCAAACGGCGCCGUGGUCCUGUGUUCUGCUGACCGACCUUCACACCGCGGGUUUGAUUUCUGGGUUCAUUCUUAGAGCUUUAAGGGUAAUUUAUUCUUUUAUUGUUGGUUUAUUCUUUAUCCAGGAUUCGAUGGAACCGCCGGCUUCUCUCAUCAGGGUAACUUUGUGCCAAAAUCAUUUUCAAAUUAAAGCUUUACUUGAUUCUUUC